GUAUAAACAGCCCUUGACAAGUACUUGCAAAAAUUGCCGAUGACAGAAGAAGCAGCAAGAAAGAAAAUUUUCUGACGGCCGAAAAAAAGUGGAAAAAUGGAUCUUUCGGCCUCCUCCAGGGAGGAUCCGUUCUCUGCGGACGGUAUUUUCUCCCAGCAGGAUCUCCCACUCGUGCCAAAUGAGAGUCUCGAGUCGUACUGUCGCUUGUGCCUGACGACGCCUGAUGUGGAACCCUUGUUUCCGAUGGGAAGUGAUCCAAACAUCUACGCACUGGAACUGAUCGGGAAAUAUAUUGGCAUUGAUCUCACCAGCCAGGAAGACAUCCGCUGUGCCAUCUGUCGGCCAUGUCAGCUUAUUUUGGAUCAAUUUGAUUUGUUCCGACAGAACUGCUUGAAGGUGGAUAUUGCCAUAAGAAGACGACGGCUGGGCCUGGAUAAGGUGAUGAAUAGUGAGCCACUUGACGAUGCAGAAGGGGACGAUGGAGAAGAACCGGCGUACAUUCGGUUGGCGGAUCGACACUACCAAUGCCGUUUAUGUUCGAAAGUGUUCCCUUCCUUAGCAGUGUUCAUGAAUCAUUGCAAGGAGUAUCACCCGGAGGAGUCGAAAGUUUUUAAAUGCAAAUAUUGUACCAAAUCUUUUAUGACGAAAACUGCACGUCUGCAGCAUAUUCGGUCUCAUCAACCAAACAAUGCCCAGGAAAUGGAUAUGAACAGUGAUCGGAUUCAGGUCUGCGAAAAAUGCAUGGCCACCUUCGAUUCCUACAAACUGUUGAAAAUUCAUCUAAAAGAACAUUCGAAUGAUCCGAAACAGGAUCCUCUUACUUGUAUUACUUGUCAGAAACAGUUCAGCCGGAUUACGAUUCUGCGUAAUCACAUCCUUCGGGUGCAUUUGGGAAAACUUCCCCACGUCUGCAAGCACUGUGGUAUCAGUUUUGGCUAUAGUCGACAGCUUCUGGUUCAUCUUCAAACCGAACAUGGUGUUAUAAUAUCCGGUCCAGAAUUGGUAAAUCAAUCUGGUCAAUCUUUGAAUGAAGACGAUGAGCAAGAAGAGGAAAUCCCUAAACCAACAGUUGAAAAACCACGAGAAAUGCCCCCUCGGCCUCCAACUCCUCAUCAUACCGCAACUCAUAGAAAGAAAUCUGAUUACAUGUGCAGCGAAUGUACAGUUUCUUGUUCCACCACGGAGGAGCUAAGAACACACCGUAAGCUCCAUCAGGAUCCGACCUGGUGGAAGUGCAUUCACUGCCGCAACUUCGUCAAGCACCAGAAGAUGCAUCUAAUGAAAAAACACCCUUCGAUCAAUGCGGACGAUGUCGAUGCGGCUUUCCAGCUACGCUACCGGUGCUGGCUUUGCCGAGUUUAUUUCAAAUCAUUGCAACAAAUGGAACAGCAUGUCAGCAGCCGGCAUGAGGUCGAGCUACCGAACAAUCAACCGGAACUGCCGAAACAGCCUCCGGUACCGGAGAAACAAGCACUGGUUCCGGUAAUGGCAGCUCCCGGUCCACCACCGAUGAUGACUGCCCAGCCUCCAAUGCCGAUAGGAGCGGAACACUUGCCGCUACUGUUGUCGCAGCUUGAGAAUGGUGCCUGGGAUUAUUUGCGUGAUAUGGCCAGAUUCUUGACGCCGGAAAGUCUUUCUGCAUUCUCGGUGAAAGUCAAAGAUGAACUCCCGGAACCGAUGGACACCACGACGACGAACGACGUGGUUGAUUUGUCCGCCACCAGUGAGUACCGGUCGGCGAACAACAGCUCAACCUCGAUGUCCGUAUUUGACGUUCAGAUCAAGGACGAUCCGGACCAAAUGGAAGACAUGGACAAUGACUCAGAGGAUGAAACCUACAUUCGACUGGAGAACCGGUUCUACCAAUGCCGUGUCUGCUCCGAAACAUUCCGCCAUUUGCUGCAAAUCCGCAAGCACACCAAGGCCCAACAUCCAACGGAGUGGAAGAGCUUCAAAUGUGAACACUGCAAGCGACGAUUCCCUUCGGCGGCGAUCCGCGAUCGCCAUGCCCAUUUCCAUACACUCAACCAUCCGUUCAAGUGUACCGAUUGUGAUCAGAUGUACGAUUCAAAGCGACGAAUUGAGCAACAUUUCGCUAUGUUCCACGACAUACAUUCCAGCAGCUUCUCCGUUGAUCGCAUUCAAUGCGAACCUUGCAAUUUGUGGUUUGUUGAGAAAAAGUAUUAUGAUUUGCACUCGAGAAUUUUCCACCAGCGGAAACCGCAACGUUUGAAGAACUUGACCGACACCAUACAGGUUUGCGAGAGAUGUUUGGCCACCUUCAGCUCCCGUGAACUGUUGGUGGAUCACAUCAAAAAGGUUCACGUGUCCGAUCCUCCUCUGAAAAAUCCCGAAUGUCCACGAUGCUCGAAGGAUUUGAAAACGAUGACCCUGCUGCGAAUCCAUCUGCUUGUCGUUCACUUGGGCAUGCUACCGUUCGUUUGUCAACAUUGCAGCGCUGCAUUCGCCACUCGCCAUUGGCUGCUGAAACACAUCGAAAAAGAACACACCGAACUUCCGGUUUUCAAUUGUCCCUCGUGUGAUGAAACAUUCACCGACGAGCAGAAGCGUAACAAACAUGAAACCGAAGCACAUCAACCACCACCACCUUCGCCACCUCCUCCACCACCGCCACCGCUUCCACCUGCACCGGUAGUUGGUAAGGCAUUGAAUAUCUUUGCCGGUUCCGAAAUGAUCCCCUGUACGAAAUGCGACAAAAAGCUAGAAACGAAAGAUCUCCUGGGAAAACAUAUGAUAAAGGCCCACCCGGCAUUCAUGCUGUUGUACAAAUGUCCACUGUGCGUGAAACCGAUUCGCUACCGUAAACAGCAUAUGCGUGUCCAUCACGAUGUCGAGUAUGAACCGAAGGAGCAUCAUUAUCAGACCCGGUACAAAUGUCACUGCUGUUCGAAGCUGUUCAAGCAGAAACGCAAUCUCACCUCUCAUCUUAUGGCGCAUCCUUUCCAUUGCGAUAAUUGUAUGAUGCGUUUCAAGACCAAGAAACAACUGUCGGCCCACUCGGCCGUACAUCGAACCAGUCGUUCGUUGAAAUGCGCUGAUUGUGGUCUGGAAUUUGGUUAUCCGGCUAGGCUACAGGAGCACCGUACUCGCUUCCACAGCAGUACCUCAACGGAGGUACUUAAAUUGCACAACUGCCCGUAUUGUCCGAAGAUUUUCAUGAGUUUGUCCAACCGCGAACGCCAUAUUAGCGUUACUCAUCCACAGAACGAUUUCCAGGUACGGUGUGGUCAUUGCGAUCUGGAAAAGACGGACAGUAUGUCCCUGCGGAAGCACUACAAAAUGGAUCAUCCAAAUGAUCGGGUUACGUUCAAAUGUUCCGAGUGUGAUAAAGUCUACUUGAACUUGUCCAGCUACAAGGAUCACCUGAAAAAGCAUACCGCCACUGGGAAGGUCCGAGGGGACAGUACCAGCUCAGCAACGGCGAAUGGCGAAGAAAACACAUCCCUCACGGAGGGCUCUACGUCUGCGGGAGCGGAAAAUUCGUCCAAGAUACUGUCGGAAACCGAGAUAAAGGUUGAAGAAACCAAACUGAUGCCAUCUGAUGGUGCAACAACGGCGACGGAAAUUGUGCAAGAACCGGAAAUAAAAGAGGAAGAAAUUGAAAAAAUACCAUCCGACGGUGUAACCGUCGGUGACAACGACGAGGUGAACGUGGUGGAAGCUAAGGAAAACGAACAAACGAAUGAACCAGAACAGCAAAUUACGGUCAACAACAACACGAACGAUCAAAUCAAUGAAAGUAAAGUGCAACAACCUACAGAAGAAGAGAAGCAAGACAUUGAUCUUGUUACUAUUAAACAGGAACAGAUAGAUAUUGGAAUUUCAAACACAUUAGUACAGCAGCAAGAAGAGGAAGACAAAAAAGAAGAGGAAGAAGAAAAGGAAGCAGCAAUUGAUGGAGAAACCGUAGCAGGAACAUCAACAUUGCCGGACACAGAAACAGAUAAAUCGGAAGAGAAUGUGGCAGAUAAAAUCAUCGAACUGGACUCUGGAACAACAUCUCCAUUUACGGUUGACGAAAAGGAGAUCAACGAACAAGGUGAUGUUGAGAUUGUACCAGAGACCAAACCAGUUCAUGUUGAGAUUGUACCAGAAACUUCUCAGGUUAUUCCGGAAAAAAUUACUGCAAUCACGAUUAAAAGAGAAGUGGUCGUAUCUAUUGAACCACUGAAUUAUGCUCAUGACACACUGAUUAUACCGGUACCAAAACCAAAGGCAAUCGCUGCAGCCGCCCUGAUUUCCAAACGAGAAAAUUCACCUUCAACUAAUUCUGAGCGAAUUGAUUCUGGGUCAAUUGACACAACAUCCGAAAAGAACAAGUCAGGAGCAGCUUUCGAAAGAGGUGUUAAUGAUGAUGUCAAAGCGACCUCACCCGUGGAGUCCAAUUGUACUGAGACCGAGGUAAAACAGCAGCCCAAAGAGAAAAACUCUGGCCCUAGCACAGCGGAGGAAUGUGGUGAUGAAUCGGAGAUGAAAAGAAAGAAAGAUGGUUCAUCCGAGAAAGGCGAAUCCGAACCGGCAGCAGUUGGAGGAGGGGCCGUCAGAUCGUCGAUGCGCUUGGCUAGAGCCAAAGCCAACUCCGAACCGGUGGCUGAAAGUAGCAGCGAGAAACAGCCAACGGCCAAACGAGUGAAGACAGAACAACCGUCGGACGAUGCUUAGACGCAGAUUCGUAAGUAUUUAAGCAGAGAUGAAGAAAAAUCAUAUGUUAGUAGUUUAUGUCGAAUUUCGUCUUAAAGUUUAAUGAGUGUAUUCGUAAAGUAUCAAUAUAUCAUAGUGUGGUAACCAUG
Molecule: messenger RNA, 4811 nt
Organism: Malaya genurostris
Lineage: Eukaryota; Metazoa; Arthropoda; Insecta; Diptera; Culicidae
Product: zinc finger protein Xfin-like
Exons: 3
Coding region: 97-4683 (1528 amino acids)
Biological process (GO): regulation of transcription by RNA polymerase II
Cellular component (GO): nucleus
Molecular function (GO): RNA polymerase II transcription regulatory region sequence-specific DNA binding; DNA-binding transcription factor activity, RNA polymerase II-specific; zinc ion binding
Source: RefSeq, a predicted model, not a curated record